Messenger RNA from Emys orbicularis (European pond turtle), 510 nucleotides. It is a transcript of the gene LYPD6, whose product is annotated as LY6/PLAUR domain containing 6. The transcript has 4 exons. The coding region runs from base 1 to 510 and encodes 169 amino acids. Gene Ontology annotation, molecular function: acetylcholine receptor inhibitor activity. Gene Ontology annotation, biological process: positive regulation of canonical Wnt signaling pathway. The record is from RefSeq and is a predicted model, not a curated record. Lineage: Eukaryota; Metazoa; Chordata; Testudines; Emydidae.
AUGGAAUCCUGGCCUACCCUGGCCUGGGUUCUGCUACUUAGCCUGAUCGCUGACUGUCUGAAAGCAGUUCAACCUAGAGACUUUACAGUGAAAGAUAUUAUCUACCUUCAUCCUUCAACCACACCAUAUCCUGGUGGAUUUAAAUGUUUCACCUGUGAAAAGGCAGCAGACAAUUAUGAAUGCAACCGAUGGGCUCCAGAUAUCUAUUGUCCAAAAGGGACAAGAUACUGUUACACUCAACACACAUUGGAAGCCAGUGGAGAAAGUAUAUCUGUCACUAAGCGCUGCGUGCCACUGGAGGACUGUUUGUCUACUGGAUGCAUAGAUUCAAAACAUGAAGGCCACAAGAUCUGCACUUCCUGCUGUGAAGGAAAUAUCUGCAACUUGCCAUUACCCAGAAACGCAACUGAUGCAAUAUUUGCAACGACAUCCCCUAUAAAUCAGACAAAAAGACUUUCCCAACAUAUAUCAGUAAUAACGUCAUGUCUCCUGUUGGUAUUUACUUCAUAG